UCUACUCCAAAUGUAUUUUUGGGUCUUUAUCGGUAAUUGUUUACAAAUAAAAAAAUAAUACUCCUCAGUGAGUACUGUGAGACCUGUGAACGAAAACCCGGUUUGCAUCCCAAUGAAUGUUUUAAAAAAUUCUAUACAUUACUCAAUUAUAAUUAAUAUAAAUAUUAUAAUCGGACUUUCGGUUUGGUGCGAGGCAAGGGCAACACGUGGACGGGGUGCUCUGUAGAAAAAGUGAAGUGUGAGGGGAAAAAGGAAAGGAAAGCGCGAAGUAACACGAAGAGAGGAAAGAUAAAGUGCAAACACACGAGGAGGAAAGAAGGAAAGGUGAAAGGAAGAGAAACAAGGGAGAUUUAUAAAUAAGAGAAUCCAAAAAAGGAAGAGGUUAGGCAGACAGAAGAAAAUCAGAAAGUUGGGCAAAGAAAUAACAGAUGGCGACAGUAAGAGGAAGGCCAAGGAACACAGGCAAGGCGGGAAACAAAGAAGAAUCCAAAAACACAUUAGAAAGAUACAGCUGGACGGAAAAGGAGAAAACAACUAGGGGGGAAGGAAGGGAGGGAGCGACAGAAAAAGCGGAGAAAAUGGAAAGAGGAAUAGAAGCUAGGAUAAAAGAAAUAAUAGGAGUGUUCGAAAAACAGCUGGAGGAGUUAGCGAGGGCGAUGAAAGAGGAGAUAAAAAGGGAAAUAAAAGAGGAAAGAGAAAAAAGAGAGAGGGAAAUAAAAGAGGAAAGAGAAAGAAGAGAGAAGGAAAUGAAUGAGGAAAGAGAAAGAAGAGAGAGGGAGAGGGCAAGAGAGAGAGAAGAGAGAGAAAGAGAAAAAGAGCAGUGGGAGAGAGGAAAGAAGGAGUUAGUAGACAGGAUCAGAAGACUCGAGGAGGAGCGGGAAAGGGAAGAGAGGGAAAAAAGGAGGAAUAACAUAGUAAUCAAGGGGGUGGAAUGGAAGGAAGGAGACAAAGAAGAAGCAGUAAAGGAAUUCAUAAGGGAUAAAAUGGGAAUAGAGACAGAGGUGGAAAAGGCGCACGCGAUAAGGGUGGGAGAUAGGAAGACGAUAAUGGUAGCGUCGAUGAAGUCAAGAGAGGAGAAAAUAAAAAUAAUGAAAGGAAAAAGCAAAUACUGUAAUCAAAAUUAUAUUACUUCUGAGAUGAAUAAAGAUUGUUUUGAAUGACUUUAGUAUUAUUAUUUACACGCCAUUGUAGCAUUUAAAAUCUGACACUUAAAAACUUGCAAGUCAAAGUAUGAUGAGAAUAAGUUGGAGUUGCCGGUCGAUAUUCACAAUUAAAAGUCGAAACGUUAAGGGUUAAUCGUAGAUAUAUCUCGAGUACAGAAACGAAUCUUGACCUUCG
This is a messenger RNA of Bombus pyrosoma, 1338 nucleotides long. Its product is annotated as histone-lysine N-methyltransferase, H3 lysine-79 specific-like. The coding region runs from base 429 to 1160 and encodes 243 amino acids. The transcript has a single exon. The record is from RefSeq and is a predicted model, not a curated record. NCBI's taxonomy places the organism in Eukaryota, Metazoa, Arthropoda, Insecta, Hymenoptera, Apidae.